UAAUAGCAGACUCUGAGCCACUGCCAAUUAACGAAAAUUGGAUACAAAAGCAGACUGAAACGAAGGAGGAGAGAAGAAGAAAAGACGGGAGGUUCGCUAUCCGAUCUCCGGGCUGCAGCUGCAUCAUGGGUGCGGAGCUAAGAAGAACCGUGUGGAUUUUGGUUCCGGUUCUGCUCGUCUCUUUGUCAAGAGGGACGUUCGGUGAAGAUGUUUGUGACAGCGCGUUGGUGUCCAAUCUGCCGCCGUCAGCCUUCCGCAGCUCAUCCCAGCUGUCCAGCAGUCACGCUCCGGUCUUCGCCAAACUCAACAGGAGAGACGGAGCAGGAGGCUGGUCUCCGCUCACUUCAAACUCGUAUCAGUGGUUGGAGGUGGACCUUGGACAGAGGACCAGGAUCACAGCGGUGGCCACGCAGGGUCGCUACGGCAGCUCUGAUUGGCUGACGUCUUACUUGUUGAUGUUCAGCGACACGGGACACAACUGGAAGCAGUACCGGCUGGAGGACAGCAUCGGGUCUCUUACAGGCAACAGUAAUGCAGACAGUGUGGUUCCGUACAAGCUGCAGCAGCCGACCAUCGCUCGCUUCCUCCGACUCAUCCCUCUGGGAUGGAACCCGAGCGGACGCAUUGGACUCCGGCUAGAGACGUACGGGUGUCCUUACAUUUAUGAGGUGAUGUCUUUGGAUGGCAGCAGCGGUCUGGUGUACAGUUGGAGCGGCGGGCCGAGGCGAGCGUCCAAAGAGGAAGUCUCUGUGAACUUUAAGAGCCUGAGGAAUCGGGGGCCACUGUUGCAAGCUGUGGGACCGUCUGGGCUGGGCCUCAGUCUGGAGCUGGAGGGAGGGAAAGUGUUGCUUCUGCUCCGAGAAGCCUGGACUUCCUUCCCCGGACCACGUCGUCUGGCCUCGCUGGGCAGCCUGCUGGACGACCAGCAGUGGCACCUAGUGGCCGUAGCGUGUCACGGCACUCGGUGCAAUCUGACCGUGGACCAGCACACAGAGACGGUGGAUCUGCCGCCGACUUUUGACAACUGGCACAUCCAGCAGCUGAGUGUGGGGGUGCUGCCCAAACCUGACCCCCAGAGUAGGAUGUUCCAAGGCUGCCUGGAGAACCUUGAGUACAAUGACCAGAACCUGAUCGAACUGGCCAGACGCAACGACCAUCAAGUGACGAUGACGGGCAAUGUCACCUUCGCUUGCGCUGAGCCACUCUCCGUCGCCGUGACGUUCCCUGGGCCCCGCAGCUUCCUGCAGUUGCCGGGGGCAACGGGCUCCGUGCCUGGGGCGGUGUCGGUGGACUUCCAGUUCAGGACGUGGAACGAGGCGGGGCUGCUGCUCACUUUUGAGCUGUCCCGGCAAGUGGGGGCGCUGUGGCUGUACCUGAGCGAGGCCCGGCUGAGGCUUCAUGUUGAGAAGGCGGGCAGGGUGCUGCUGGAGAUCAGGGCAGGAUCUGCUCUCAAUGACGGUCAGUGGCAUUCAGUGGAGCUGAGGUCCAGACGGGGUCACCUGACCAUCAGCGUGGACAAAGACGAAGGCGGAAGUGGCGUCGCUCAUUCCAGCCCUUCCUUUCCUGUUGCCAUCGAGAAGAACCUGUUCUUUGGUGGAUGUCCUGUGGAGGACGAGAAUCAGGAGUGCAGGAAUCCUUUUACCAUAUUCCAGGGCUGCAUCCGCCAGCUUAUCCUGGACCAGCAGCAUGUGGACCUCAUCCUGGUGCAACAACAGAAGCUGGGAAACUACAGCGACCUCCUGAUUGACAUGUGUGGCAUCAAUGACAGGUGUUCUCCCAGUCGCUGUGAGCACGGCGGCCGCUGCAGUCAAUCCUGGACUCACUUUCACUGCAACUGCAGCGACAGCGGCUACAGCGGCGCCACCUGCCACAGCUCGGUGUUUGAGCGGUCCUGUGAGGCAUACAAACACAACGGCAACACUUCUGGAUAUUUCUCCAUCGACGUGGACGGCAGCGGACCGCUUAAACCGCAGCUGGUUUACUGCAACAUGACAGAGGAGAACACGUGGUUGGAGAUUCAUCACAACAACACGGAGCUGACCACGGUGAGGCAGUCUGGCGCGGAACAUCAACACUUAGUUCGGCUGGACUAUAAAGCGAGCGAAGAGCAGCUGUCGGCCGUCAUCAGCCAGUCGGAUCACUGUGAGCAGGAACUGUCCUACCACUGCAGGAAGUCCCGCCUCCUCAACACUCCUGAGGGCUCCCCAUUAAGCUGGUGGCUGGGCGGUGCCGGUCCGGGUCAACGACAGAAUUAUUGGGGCGGGGCCCAACCAGGAAGCCAGCGGUGUGCAUGUGGCCUGCGGGGCAACUGUUUGGACCCACAACAUUACUGCAACUGUGACGCUGACAGUGCUGAGUGGACUGAAGACUCUGGGCUGCUCAGCAACAAAGAGAGCCUCCCUGUCAGGUCUCUGGUGCUGGGUGACGUCCAGAGGCCGGGCUCGGAGGCCGCCUAUAGGGUGGGGCCGCUGCGUUGCCAUGGAGACAAGAACUUCUGGAACGCCGCCUUUUUCGACAAGGAGACGUCCUACCUCCACUUCCCUACUUUCCACGGGGAGCUGAGCGCCGAGAUUUUUUUCAUGUUCAAAACCACCGCUCCCUUCGGCGUGUUCCUGGAAAACCUGGGCAUCCGAGACUUCAUCCGGAUUGAAAUGAGCUCUCCCACUCAGGUGGUUUUCUCCUUCGACGUGGGCAAUGGACCGCUGGAAGUCCACGUGGAGUCGAGUGCCCCGCUGAACGACGACCGGUGGCAUCAGGUCCGCGUGGAGCGCAACAUAAAGGAGGCGUCCCUGCGACUGGAUGCACUUCCUGCCGCCACAUUGGAGGCUCCUGCCGACGGACACGUUCACCUGCAGCUUAACAGCCAGCUCUUCAUUGGGGGCACGGCGUCCCGCCAAAAGGGCUUCCGGGGUUGCAUUCGCGCCCUGCAGCUCAACGGCGUCACCCUGGACCUGGAAGAGAGGGCCCGCAUCACACCCGGCGUUGGACCCGGCUGCCCGGGUCACUGCAGCAGCUACGGCCCGCUCUGCCGCAACCACGGACGUUGCCUGGAGAGAAGCAACGGCUUCCGCUGCGACUGCGGCCCGUCGGCCUACGCCGGAGUCUUCUGUCACGCAGAAGUGUCGGCCGUUUUCAAGCCGACGACAUCUGUCCGCUACACCUUCAAAGAGCCCUACAAUUGGAGCAAGAACAUCAGCGCGCCGCCAUCCUCCAUCUUGUCUGACUUGAGCCCGAGGACGGAGAACGUGUCCCUGAGCUUCAGGACCAGCCAGAGUCCGGCUCUUCUGCUCUACGUGUCUUCGUCCCAGCGGGAGUACCUGGCGCUGCUAAUCAACAAGCAUGAUAAGCUGGAGGUGCGCUACAAGCUACACAGCAGCAGAGAAGUAGAGGUGUUGAGGAGCAAAGCAAAGAGUUUGGCUGACGGUCGUCUCCACACACUGAACAUGAGGAGAAUGACGGACAUCGUGUCUCUGCAGGUCGACCAAAACGCCAGAGAAGACUUCAACCUGACUUCUGAUGGAGAAUUUAACGGCGUCAAGGCGCUGUUGCUGGGCAGAAUAAAUGAUCCGGGAGACGUGGAUCCAGACUUGGUCCGCUUGGCCUCCCUGGGCUUCAGCGGCUGUCUGUCGGUGGUGCGCUUCAACGCCGUCAGCCCCUUGAAAGACGCUCUGCUCCGGCCAAGCGGCGCCAGUCCCCACGCCUUCGUUGUCAGCGGCCCGCUGCUGAGCUCCACUUGCGGAUCCACGAUGUCCGCCAAUCCCUACGCGGCUCACAACACUCCCCACCUGUCAGACCCGUCAGGUUCAGGCCAACCUUUAGUCAAUGCCAUCCGGACUGAUUCGGCUCUGAUCGGAGGCGUCAUCGCCGUGGUUAUCUUCGUGAUGGUGGCCGGCCUGGCGGUUGCCGCCAAGCUCCUGUACCACAGGAAGGAGACCUAUCGGAACCAAGAAGUGAAAGACGCCAAUUGCGAGGACGGCCAGGACUUUGCGUUCGACCACCAGACGGACUCCCAGAAUGCCACGGGGCAGAACCCAAAGGAGUAUUUCAUCUAGGAAGACUAGAGUUCACGCAUGACAACUUCCCACUUGGACCUUUUUGUCUCUUUAAAGACCAAGUGAAAGUGACGACACAUGUAAAUAGUCACUUGUAAAUAGGAACUUUUUGUGUCUUUGUAUGAGCGCCAUCAAGUUAUUUUAUGAUCACCGCCAGACUUUGCAUCCCUUUCCCUAAAAUUCCGACUUUAAAUUCUGAGACACGCAAAAGUCUUAGUCCAGCACAAGCUAAGAUGUUUUAAUGAGCUUUUACACUAAUCAAUAUUCAUAAAUAAUAUAAUACACACUGAACACAAGGAUUUACUGCAGGGGUGUCCUAACACACACUUUGAUGUAUUUUGCACAUGAAAGACACAAUCCAAUGUAGGUCAAUUUACUCUAGUACAGGGGGUCCCCAAACUUAUUGACUCGGGGGCCGCAUUGGGUUAAAACAAUUUGGCCGGGGGCCGGGCUGUCGUGGUCAAAAGUUUACAUACACUUGUAAAGAACAUAAUGUCAUGGCUGUCUUGAGUUUCCAAUAAUUUCUACAUUUUUUUUGUGAUAAGUGAUUGGAGCACAUACCGUAUUUUUCGGAGUAUAAGUCGCACCGGAGUAUAAGUCACACCGGCCGAAAAUGCAUAAUAAAGAAGGAAAAAAACAUAUAUAAGUCGCAUUUUUGGGGGAAAUGUAUUUGAUAAAACCCAACACCAAGAAUAGACAUUUGAAAAGGCAAUUUAAAAUAAAUAAAGGAUAGUGAACAACAGGCUGAAUAAGUGUACGUUAUAUGAGGCAUAAAUAACCAACUGAGAACGUGCCUGGUAUGUUAAUGUAACAUAUUAUGGUAAGAGUCAUUCAAAUAACUAUAACAUAUAGAACAUGCUAUACGUUUACCAAACAAUCUGUCACUCCUAAUCGCUAAAUCCCAUGAAAUCUUAUACGUCUAGUCUCUUACGUGAAUGAGCGAAAUAAUAUUAUUUGAUAUUUUACGGUAAUGUGUUAAUAAUUUCACACAUAAGUCGCUCCUGAGUAUAAGUCGCACCCCUGGCCAAACUAUGAAAAAAACUGUGACUUAUAGUCUGAAAAAUACGGUAAAUUGUUGGUCACAAAAAUCAUUCAUGAAGUUUGGUUCUUUUAGGAAUUUAUUAUGGGUCUACUGAAAAUGUGAGCAAAUCUGCUGGGUCAAAAGUAUACAUACAGCAAUGUUAAUAUUUGGUUACAUGUCCCUUGGCAAGUUUCACUGCAAUAAGGCGCUUUUGGUAGCCAUCCACAAGCUUCUGGCAAGCUUCUGGUUUACUUUUUUGACCACUCCUCUUGACAAAAUUGGUGCAGUACAGCUAAAUUUGUUGAUUUUCCGACAUGAACUUGUUUCUUCAGCAUUGUCCACACGUUUAAGUCAGGACUUUGGGAAGGCCAUUUUAAAACCUUAAUUGUAGCCUGAUUUAGCCAUUCUUUUACCACUUUUGACAUGUGUUUGGGGUAGAGAUGUCCGAUAAUAUUGGCCUGCCGAUACUAUCGCACGAUAAAUGCUUUAAAAUGUAAUAUCGGAAAUUAUCGGUAUCGUUUUGUUUUUUUAUCGGUAUCAUUUUUUUUUUUUUUUUUUUUUUAUUAAAUCAACAUAAAAAACACAAGAUACACUUACAAUUAGUACACCAACCCAAAAAAACUCCCUCCCCCAUUUACACUCAUUCACACAAAAGAGUUGUUUCUUUCUGUUAUUAAUAUUCUGGUUCCUACAUUAUAUAUCAAUAUAUAUCAAUACAGUCUGCAAGGGAUACAGUCCGUAAGCACACAUGAUUGUGCGUGCUGCUGGUCCACUAAUAGUACUAACCUUUAACAGUUAAUUGUACUAAUUUUCAUUAAUUACUAGUUUCUAUGUAACUGUUUUUAUAUUGUUUUAUUUUCUUUUUUAUUCAAGAAAAUGUUUUUAAUUUAUUUAUCUUAUUUUAUUAUUAUUUUUAAAAAAGGGCCUUAUCUUCACCAUACCUGGUUGUCCAAAUUAGGCAUAAUAAUGUGUUAAUUCCACGACUGUAUAUAUCGGUAUCGGUUGAUAUCGGUAUCGGUUGAUAUCGAUAUCGGUAAUUAAGAGUUGGACAAUAUCGGGAUAUCGGCAAAAAGCCAUGAUUGGACCACCCUAGUUUGGGGUCAUUGUCCUGUUGGAACACCCAACUGCGCCCAAGACCCAACCUCCGGGCUGAUGAUUUUAGGUUGCCCUGAAGAAUUUGGAGGUAAUCCUCCUUUUUUCAUUGUCUCAUUUACUCUCUGUAAAGCACCAGUUCCCAGCAAAACAGGCCCAGAGCAUAAUACUACCACCACCAUGUUUGACGGUAGGGAUGGUGUUCUUGGGAUUAAAGGCCUCACCUUUUCUCCUCCAAACAUAUUGCUGGGUAUUGUGGCCAAACAGCUCAAUUUUUGUUUCAUCUGACACCACACGGACAAAAAUAAGACCUUCUGGAGGAAAGGAAAGUUCUGGAGGUCAGAUUUUGGACGCUGGCCGGCCUGAUACAAAGUUUGGGGACCCCUGCUCUAGUAUACGCUGUACAAGUUUUGUAUUAUAGCUGACAAAGCAAUUCAGUGUGAUAUCCAAUAAUAUAUCUCAUUAUUAAUCUAGUUUAUUGUCACAAUAUGCUAAGAAGCUAUUACAUGUCCCCCGGGACACACUUUGGACACCCCUGCUUUCUUUCACAUGACAAUUUUUCUGCACUUUUUCCAAGUCCAAGCUGUAUAUAAAUAUUUAUGUAUUUGUGUAAUAAGAGAGGGUGUGGCCAAGAAGUGUGCUGGUACAUCGAUGACGAUGAACUGUUCAAAAAUCUAUUAUUUUUCAUAAUAAGUGAAAUCACAGAAAACGUUGAUCGCAAAAAGUGGCCUGGAGCAUUUCAAAGGGCAAAUUGUAUUGUAAUGUCAAACACCGUCGAUUUGACAAUGUCUUUUGUCUACCACUUAUAUCUAUGAUCUACCAUUUAUAUGGUGUCUACCGUGUUGUUAAUGAUGAAGAGCAGGUGGUCGAUCAACAAUUGCUUUAAUGCCGAACUGUACUGUCAAUGGAGUGUCAAAUGGGACAAAGUUCAAUAAAUAUUUAAAUAAU
Nerophis lumbriciformis (worm pipefish) is the source of this 7113-nucleotide messenger RNA. RefSeq names its product contactin-associated protein-like 4. The record is from RefSeq and is a predicted model, not a curated record. Lineage: Eukaryota; Metazoa; Chordata; Actinopteri; Syngnathiformes; Syngnathidae.